AGGGACUUGGUUUACAACACGAUUCUUUUUUCUUCUGGCCGUGAUUUCGGGAAUUUGUUUGGUGUUAACGGAUCAAAUCAGCUCGGAACCUUGUUAAGACACUGAGAGGAAGAUGCAGGAUGACGCACGCUACCUCAAACGCAAAGUGACUGCUGGCAGUCUGGAUGUCCACCCCACAGAGAAGGCGCUCGUGGUGCACUAUGAGGUGGAGGCAUCCAUCCUGGGAGAGGACGGAGGGCCAAUGCUCGGCGAGCGCAAGGAGGGACAGAAAAUUAUCCGUGUGAAGAGUCUGAGCCCGAGCACAGAUGUGGGGGCGCUGGCUAAAAAGGUGGUGGAGGAGUGCAAACUGAUCCCAGCCUCACGCCUGCCGCAGGUGGAGCAGCUGCUGUACUAUCUGCAGAACCGCAAAAGUUCCCCAGUGGAAGGACGAGGGGAAAAGAAAGAAAAAAGGGUUGCAAAGCCCAGAGAACUGGCACCAUUUGAAGGGAUGGAGUUGAAUGAAGAAGCCAGUAUAACUAAAGUUGAGGAGUAUGUUGAACUUCUGUAUGAAGGCAUCCCAGAGAAGAUCCGAGGCUCCGCCCUUAUUCUGCAGCUGGCCCGUAACCCUGACAACCUGGAGGAGCUGCUACACAAUGAGGCUGCUCUUGGGGCUUUGGCCAGAGUUUUGAGAGAAGACUGGAAGCAAAGUGUGGAGCUGGCAACAAUCAUUAUCUACGUCUUCUUCUGUUUUUCCAGUUUCUCACAGUUUCAUGGAGUGGUGAGUCAUUAUAAGGUGGGCGCGUUGUGCAUGAGUGUCAUAGAACAUGAACUGAAGAGACAUGAUGUGUGGAGAGAGGAGCUGCGUAAGAAGAACAAAGCCUGUGAGUCAGCUCCAGAAAACGGUUCCCUUCGACGAGACCAAGACAAAGCCACAAGAAAAUACCAGAGCCUAUUGGCCAAACAGGAACAGCUGCUAAGAGUGUCUCUGUAUCUGUUGCUGAACUUGGCGGAGGACACGAGGACAGAGCUGAAGAUGAGAAAUAAAAAUAUCGUGGGUCUUCUGGUCAAAGUUCUGGAGCGGGAUGACGAGGAGCUGCUGGUUCUCGUGGUGUCCUUCCUCAAAAAGCUCUCCAUCUUCCUGGAGAACAAGAAUGACAUGGCGGAGUUGGACACGGUAGAGAAGCUGUCUCGUCUGGUCCCCUGUGAACAUGAGGACCUCCUGAACCUCACGCUCCGAUUGCUCCUCAACCUAUCCUUUGACUCCGGACUCAGAGCCAAGAUGGUGGAGGUGGGACUGCUGCCCAAACUCACCGCGCUCCUGGGAGAUGAGAACAACAAGCAGGUAGCCAUGCGCAUCCUGUACCACAUCAGCAUGGACGACCGCUUUAAGGGGAUGUUUGUGUACACGGACUGCAUCCCUCAGCUCAUGCAGAUGCUGUACGAACAUGGAGAGGAGGAGUUUGAAAUCGAACUCAUCUCCAUCUGCAUCAACCUGGCAGCCAACAAGAGGAACGCACAACUCAUGUGUGAAGGCAACGGUCUGAAGAUGUUGAUGAAGAGGGCUCUGAAAAUGAAAGACUGCCUCCUGAUGAAGAUGAUCAGAAAUAUCUCUCAACACGAUGGCCCCACUAAAGCAUUAUUUAUUGAUUAUGUGGGGGACUUGGCGGCAGAGAUCCGUGCGGAGGAGGAGGAGGAGUGGGUGGUGGAGUGUUUGGGGACUCUGGCCAAUCUCACCAUCCCCGACCUGGACUGGGAACUGGUGCUCAAGGAAUACAACCUGGUGCCCUACCUCAAAGACCGACUCAAGCCCGGCUCUGCUGAAGAUGAUCUGAUCCUGGAGGUGGUGAUCAUGAUUGGAACGGUUUCCAUGGACGACGCCUGUGCCGCCAUGUUGGCCAAAUCCGGCAUCAUCCCGGCGCUAAUAGAGUUACUGAACGCCCAACAGGAGGACGAUGAGUUUGUGUGUCAGAUCGUGUACGUCUUUUAUCAGAUGGUCUUUCACCAGGCCACACGAGACGUCAUCAUCAAAGACACACAGGCUCCUGCUUAUCUGAUCGACCUGAUGCACGACAAGAACGCUGAGAUCAGGAAAGUCUGUGACAACACGCUGGACAUCAUCGCUGAGUACGAUGAGGAGUGGGGCAGGAAGAUCCAGUCGGAGAAGUUCCGUUUCCACAACAACCAGUGGUUAGAGAUGGUGGAGAGUCGGCAAGUGGACGAGUGUGAACCUUAUCUCUAUGACAACGACAACGACAACGACCGCACGGACCUCUUCUACAGCGCAGAUGGGAUAACUCCAGGAGACGGCUCGGUCAGCCCAGAUUUCUUUGGAGAUUUUCAGCCGACCAAUGGAGACCUGCACCUCGGGGAUGGUCCAGACGUGUUUGACCAGACCACCUCGUCUCCGGGGCGACCAGUCACAGCGUACGGUUUCAGACCUGACGAGCAGCCUUUCUACAACUAUUCUUAAGCUUUCUCCACUAACAGGCCCAAUCACUCCUUAUACUCACUAUGACUCCUGUUGACUGUAGAUACACUGCACCACGAGCUUCAAAACUCCCUCAGACACGACUUACUGUUUAUCUUAGAGGUUAAAGUCGACACACUAACAUUUCUACAUAUGUGAAUUUGGACACAGCUGUUCAACUGGGCUAUUGUAAUCUCUUAGACUUUUGCAAAAUUGCUUCACACUUAAUUCUAUGUCUGUGCCAAUUCUAGACAACGUUUAUUUAACACUUAAAGGCCCUGUACCUGAUUUUUACUGUCUUCAAAACAUGAAAAGCAGAACUAGGUUCAUCUUAAAUAGUUUGCUGUGGCCCGAAAUCUUUCAUAAUGAAUUCUUAGGAUUCUAUUUAUUCACCACAGUGAGUUUAGAACUUUUCACAACUAUUGACCAGAGUGGACUUUUGUCGUCACAGUAAUUCUAACAGCAACUAGCAUACUAAUGGCACACUUCCUUGUUUAGGACGAUAAAAACGCUUAAGCAUACACUGGUCUCAGUUUGACCUUAAGAGCUGAGUUUACAAUCAGAGUCUCUUUAAGGCAUAUUGAUCAAACUUAUAUAUGAUAUGAGUAGGGAUACACUACAAUAGUAAUAUAUGAAACACCGACUUGCAUUAGUUUGACUGUGCGGUAGAAAUGCUAACCACUCUGCCACUGCAUAGAAUGUUGCUGACCCCUUUUUGUAAUGAAGAACUCCCCAAAACAUGUUCUCUUUAUGUUCGCUGUGUCCUACCAUCGCAGUAUUAGUCUAUUUCUACUUAUUGUUUUUAACGAAUCUUACAUUUCUUUAUCAUUUCAACUUUGCAAAAAUGUCACUGGAUAAUUGUGAAACUUUUAACACUGGACGUAAUCUGAAUUUUGUGUGACACUGUAGUAACUUUUUGGUUGGGGGGGUCCGUCACCUGCUUGUUUCUAUGGAUACGUCAUUGCUCUGCCUGGAAUGUUCCGUAUGACUUUAAACAGCUCUAAUUUGCAUUUAUUUAAUUACAGGUGGUUUUACUUCUCAAAAAUACCUAGAAAAACAGGCAUUCUAAUGGAGCGGGGUCGCCUCUCCACAGAUCUGACCUGUAACUUGGUCUGGUUUGGUCUUUAUGAAGAUAGAAAAGUUUAACGCCAUACUGUGGAACAUUCCAGACAAAGCAAUAACAUUUCCAUGGAGAAAAGUAUUUGACAGACAAUACACCGGAAAAGUUACACAAUGUGCUUUAAGGUCCACAUAUUGGCUGCUGACUAAACAUGAAUAGACAUAGUUAGUGGUUAUUUAACCCUUUUUGAUACAUUUAUGUAAGACUUGGCCAAUCUUACUAUGAUAAUGGUUAAUGUAGUAACACCUGCUUUAAUGGGACAAAACUAACUAAUCACUGAAUGCUGAAUCCUGGACUUAGACUUUUAACUAUUAGCUAACCAUUAAAACUGCACUGUGUAACUUCUGGUUAGGGUCCGCCACAUGCUUGUCUCCAUGCAGAUGUUAUUUCUUUGCCUUGAAUAUUCCACAGUAGGACAUUAAACAUAUCUCCCUUGCAUUUGUUCAAUACAUGCAUCACGAAUUUUGGACUUCUGUUCAACGCACAACUCAUACUGGGAAGGAUCCUCCGAAAAAGUGAGCACUCCACUUACAAAAUGUUCCCUGCAAACUCAGGAUGAUUUCUUAGACAAAGGCUUCCUUAUUGGUCCUUCCUGUGGAUCAAUCCUGCCCAUUGUCUUCGCCUUUCACUGUUUUUCAAUUCCGUUGGGAAGGGAAACAGUUUGAAGGGAGGUUUGCAGUCACACAUCUGAUUCUCUUUUGCAUUUAUGGAGUUCCAGUGCCCAUUUUCCGCUGUUAGGAUCCAACAACCACACAAUUACGAUGUCUGAAUCCCAAAACUAAAAUAUGACAAUAUCAGAACCAGAAACAAAAGUGAUAUGGUUCAAAAGACUUGAAAAGAUUGACUUUGUCAAUAGACGCAUCCCACUGGGAAAUCAAACAUGGCGGAUUGAUGCUCACUUUUUUUGGAAAAUCCUUCCCAGUACGUAUUGCACAAUGACCGGAAGUGCAAAAUUCAUGAUGCUUGUAUUACAGGUGCUUAAAAAAAUCUUAAACGUGAAUUCUUAUCAUGUGCAGGCUUGCUUCUCCUUUAUGAUUAUUCUGUUAUUGUUGUGUUAUAAUCCAGGCAAAACAGUAAUUUCUCAAGCAAAUGGCAGGCCGUCCACCAGAAAAGUUACACAGUGUCCAUGCACCUUUAAUAUGUGGUCCUUAAACUAAAGCGUUACCUGUUUGAGUUUUUUUUUUUUUUUUUUUUUUUAUAUUGUGAACUAAAUAUCCAGAUAUUACUGAGAACCGUAACUAACUAAACCACUAAUGUACAAUGACAUUUUGAAAGUCUUCUCUAUGUUUUUAGUGAAUGUUUACACAUCUUUGACUUUCCAGCACUGCGGCAACGUACUGUACUGUGCCAUUUAAAGAACUCUAUCUUUAAUGAGGGGGUAGUAUGCAAAAUGGACUGUUAGAGACUUCAUGUUAUAAUGUUGUUACCUCAUCAAAAAUUCAUGCAUGUUUGAGUAAUCUAGUGAUCUCUCCCGGGCCCUAUUUGAAUCCUCCUGACAGUAGCUGUAAGAUUCUGUCCAAUGCUCUGCCCACAACGUCAUAACAAUUCUGCAAAAAUCUACAAAAACAUUAUACAAAACUGCACAGUAAAAUCAGCUCUGAAGGGGAGAGACUUAGAGUGGAGAGCAAGCAUUUUCAAACAAUAAAAGGUAAUCUGGUGAUCUAAAUAUGUUAUGUGUUAACAGUUAAUACCCCCUCUUUAAUAUGACAUAUAUUGUAUUAUUAUUUAUAGGCAUUUUUGCACACUUUAGACUGCAUGUUAUUAUUAUGUUAUUAUCAUGCAAUAAGUUAUUGUUUGUAUAAUGUAUGCUGAGUUUUUUUUAAUUAUUAUUAUUAAAUAUCGUUGCUUCUAUCCUCACUGAUAUAAACUGAAAACAUGUACCCGGACAUACAUUUCUGGUCUUAUUGUAUGUUGUUGAAAUAUAAGAAAAGACAUUCCAAAUAAAACAUGUAAUAUACAAAA
This is a messenger RNA of Boleophthalmus pectinirostris (great blue-spotted mudskipper), 5528 nucleotides long. RefSeq names its product kinesin-associated protein 3. Bases 113 to 2449 code for a protein of 778 amino acids. NCBI's taxonomy places the organism in Eukaryota, Metazoa, Chordata, Actinopteri, Gobiiformes, Gobiidae. The transcript has 20 exons. Gene Ontology annotation, molecular function: kinesin binding. Gene Ontology annotation, cellular component: axoneme; ciliary transition zone; kinesin II complex. The record is from RefSeq and is a predicted model, not a curated record. Gene Ontology annotation, biological process: cilium organization; microtubule-based movement.